Rhea pennata is the source of this 1605-nucleotide messenger RNA. It is a transcript of the gene TENT5C, whose product is annotated as terminal nucleotidyltransferase 5C. The coding region runs from base 1 to 1173 and encodes 390 amino acids. Gene Ontology annotation, biological process: mRNA stabilization. The transcript has a single exon. Lineage: Eukaryota; Metazoa; Chordata; Aves; Rheiformes; Rheidae. Gene Ontology annotation, molecular function: poly(A) RNA polymerase activity; RNA binding. The record is from RefSeq and is a predicted model, not a curated record.
AUGGCAGGCAAAGGAAGUAAUACAGACUGCAUGUCAUGCAGUGUACUGAACUGGGAGCAGGUCAGCCGUUUGCAUGAGGUUCUUACAGAGGUGGUUCCAAUCCAUGGGCGAGGUAACUUCCCAACACUGAAGAUAACUCUGAAGGACAUUGUUCAGACUGUUCGGAGUAGGCUGGGUGAGGCAGGCAUUGUGGUACAUGAUGUCCGUCUGAAUGGCUCUGCAGCUGGUCAUGUCCUGGUCAAGGAUAAUGGGCUGGGAUGCAAGGAUCUGGAUCUCAUUUUUCAAGUUUCUCUUCCAAGUGAGGCAGAAUUUCAGUUAGUUCGAGAUGUGGUGUUGCGAUCUCUCUUGAAUUUUUUACCAGAAGGAGUAAGCAAGCUAAAAAUCAGUCCAGUAACACUGAAGGAAGCCUACAUCCAGAAGCUAGUGAAAGUGUGCACAGAAUCUGACCGCUGGAGCUUGAUAUCACUUUCCAACAAACAUGGCAGAAACGUGGAGCUGAAGUUUGUAGACUGUAUAAGACGGCAGUUUGAGUUCAGUGUGGACUCUUUUCAAAUCAUACUAGACUCCCUGCUCUUCUACUAUGACUACUCAGAAAACCCUAUGUCAGAGCACUUCCAUCCAACUGUGAUUGGGGAGAGUAUGUAUGGGGACUUUGAAGCAGCUUUUGAUCAUCUCCAGAACAAACUGAUAGCUACCAAAAAUCCUGAAGAGAUCCGAGGUGGUGGGCUUCUAAAGUAUAGUAACCUCUUGGUACGAGACUUCAGGCCCAUGGAUAAAGAUGAGAUCAAAACAUUAGAGCGCUACAUGUGCUCCCGAUUCUUUAUCGACUUCCCAGAUAUCCUGGAUCAGCAGCGCAAACUAGAGACCUACCUCCAGAACCACUUCUCCAAAGAAGAGAGGAGAAAAUAUGACUACCUCAUGAUUCUGCGCAGAGUGGUGAAUGAGAGCACAGUGUGUCUGAUGGGACAUGAGCGAAGGCAGACUCUCAACUUGAUUUCUCUGCUAGCACUCAAAGUACUGGCAGAACAAAACAUCAUCCCUAAUGCCACUAAUGUUACCUGUUAUUACCAGCCAGCACCUUAUGUUAGUGAUGUAAACUUCAGCAACUAUUAUCUUGCAAAUGCUCCUGUUCCAUAUAGCCAGUCCUACCCUACGUGGUUGCCUUGCAAUUGAGCGUUUCCCUUGAGAGUUCUUGCAUGGAGGCUACUGAAAGUCAAGAUGCUGAGUGUACAUAGAAACCUCUCUGACAGUUAUUUGUCUAAUGAGAAUAUACAACUUGCUUUGGACUGUAUUUACUGGUAUGUAGUAGGAUCGUGCAACCAGGUAAUCUGUUAAGAGCCUUUUAGUACAUCUUUGCAAAUGCCAAGAAGCCUUAUUGCCUCUUCACUGGGAAAAGAGAACCAGCAGCUGAAUGUUAGAGGAGCAGUUACAAGACUUGCUACUAAUCCUGGAAAAAGCUAUUAAUGUGUGACCUAGGUAUAACAUGAAGUAAACAGUGUUAGCUAAUAGAAGAUUAGCCUGAAUAGAAGAACAUGGAUGGCCAGUCCAUGUUCUGGCCAACUUUCUGUUGAAAUUGUGUUUUUUUUUUUUUUUUUUUUUUAAAAA